Molecule: messenger RNA, 1532 nt
Organism: Aricia agestis (brown argus)
Lineage: Eukaryota; Metazoa; Arthropoda; Insecta; Lepidoptera; Lycaenidae
Gene: Sxl
Product: sex-lethal homolog
Exons: 8
Coding region: 252-1256 (334 amino acids)
Cellular component (GO): nucleus; ribonucleoprotein complex; cytosol
Molecular function (GO): poly(A) binding; mRNA 3'-UTR binding; poly(U) RNA binding
Source: RefSeq, a predicted model, not a curated record
CUGAAAUUUUGGCUUGCUAGAUUUUAUCCUGUGAUUUUAUCCAUUUUCCAAUUUUCAGCAUUAAAAUUAAAUAAUUUUAAUUAUAAAUGUUAUAACACCGCGUUACUGGAAGUAAAAUAAACACAUUAAAUAGCUGUUUACUGUAUAUAUGGUCAAAUAUAGAUUUAACUGGCGGAGCAGAUGAUGGAACUAGUAUAGUAGUUAAGUUAAAUUUAUAUUAAGUGAUUAACACGGAAGAGUAAUAGAAGAAAAUGGGUGAGAGAUACCCAGGGUACCUGUUUGGGGGCACCCCCAUCAGCAGUUGGGACAGAGGGUUCAAUCCAAUAGAAAAUGUCAGAUUCAACCCCAUAGAGAAUCAAAUAGCCCACCAAUACCGUCGGCCGAUCGGCGGGCGCUGUUGGGGCAGCAUGUCGGAGGGGGGCGGGGUGUCGGCGGCGGGGGACGGGGCCCGCACCAACCUCAUCGUCAACUACCUCCCGCAGACCAUGACGGAGAAGGAUCUGUACGCAAUGUUCAUGAGCAUCGGACCCAUAGAGAGCUGCAGGGUCAUGAAGGAUUUCAAGACUGGUUAUAGUUACGGGUUCGGUUUUGUGAACUUCACGAGAGAAGAGGACGCCGCGAGAGCGAUAGAGACAUUCAACGGCUACCAGCUGCGGAAUAAAAGACUAAAGGUAUCGUACGCGCGGCCAUCGGGUGAUGACAUAAAGGAAACGAAUCUGUACGUGACGAACCUCCCCCGGGCUAUCACGGAGGAGCAGCUCGAGACCAUCUUCGGCAAGUACGGGCGGAUCGUCCAGAAACAUAUACUGCGUGACAAGAGUAAUGGCACGCCGAGGGGCGUGGCCUUUGUUAGAUUCGACAAGCGCGAGGAGGCGCAGGAGGCGAUAGCGGCGCUCAACAACGUCAUACCGGAAGGCGGUACGGAGCCGCUGUGUGUUAAGGUGGCAGAGGAGCACGGCAAGCAGAAGGCGGCGUACUACGCGGGCUGGGCGGCAGGCUUCCACCAUAACAGAGGUGACUUCAACUGGAGUUGCGGCAGCUGCGCGCCGGACGUGUUCGACGGGUUCACGCCGCCCCCGCUGUUCGGGCGGCCCCUCAAGCCGGGCUGCAAACCCGGCCUGUGCGUCAACAGGCCCCACUCCGUCCCCGGCAAGGUGCCCCCGCGAGGCCGGGGCCGCAACUUCCCCUGGGGCCCCGGGUUCGCCGAGGACAAGUUGAAGCAACGGUGUAGAAACGGCGUUGGGCCGUACUGGUGAUACAGUGUACAUAUUGAUGUUAGAUAAACUUGGUCAGUGAUUUGAUCGUUGAUCGUGCGACGAUUUUACAGAGAGAUGAAAAGAAGAGCAUAAGUUCCUGUAGCUACGUAAUCGUAACGUUAUUGAAAAUCAAAUGUCAAAUAGGAGCUGCCCAAAGUUUCUUCAAUAUACAGGGUGUAACAAUACUUAAGUGAUAAUACUAUAGGGUGUGCGUGGGGCCCCCAUAUAGUGUACGCUGUGAAAGUAGCAGCGCUAAAAGAGUAACCUUUUUUUAAA